Messenger RNA from Epithele typhae, 1413 nucleotides. Its product is annotated as beta-glucosidase 1A. Bases 1 to 1413 code for a protein of 470 amino acids. Gene Ontology annotation, molecular function: beta-glucosidase activity. The record is from RefSeq and is a predicted model, not a curated record. Lineage: Eukaryota; Fungi; Basidiomycota; Agaricomycetes; Polyporales; Epitheliaceae. Gene Ontology annotation, biological process: carbohydrate metabolic process. The transcript has 18 exons.
AUGGCCCAGAAACUUCCAAGCGACUUCGUCUGGGGUUUUGCGACAGCUAGCUAUCAGAUCGAGGGCUCUCAUAAUGUCGACGGGCGCGGGCCUUCCAUCUGGGACACCUUCUCACAUCGCAAGGGCACCAUCAAGGACGGUUCCAACGGUGACGUCGCCACGGACUCGUAUCGGCUGUGGCGUGAAGACAUCGCGCUGUUGAAGGAGCACGGGGUAAACGCCUACAGGUUCUCCAUCUCCUGGAGUCGCUUGAUCCCCCUGGGAGGACGUGACGACACCGUCAACGAGACAGGAAUCGCAUUUUACAGGCAGUUCAUCGAGGAGCUUGUCAAGAACAGCAUUACACCAUAUGUGACACUUUACCAUUGGGAUCUCCCGCAAGGACUCGACGAUAGUUACGGCGGCUGGCUUAACAAGGAAGAGAUCAUCAAGGACUACACUCAUUAUGCAGAGCUUUGUUUCACUCGCUACGGAGACCUGGUGAAGAACUGGAUCACUUUCAACGAGCCCUGGUGUGUAUCAGUUCUCGGCUACGCCAACGGCGUCUUCGCUCCAGGUCACAAAGGAGACAAGGAGAAUUGGAUCGUUGCCCAUCACGUCAUUCUCUCGCACGCAUAUGCUGUCCGGCUGUAUCGCGAGAAGUUCAAGGGUCCACAGGGUGGCCAGAUCGGGAUCACCCUCGAUUCCCAAUGGCUAGAGCCCUGGAUAAUUCUCCGCAGAGUGUGUAUUGCGGCGGCUCAACGUGGAAUCGACUUCAAAUUGGGUCGGUUUGCGGAUCCGAUCUACAAAGGCUACUAUCCGUCGGCGGUGAAAGCCAUGAUCGGUGACCGGCUGCCGGAGUUCACUGACGAAGAAGUGAAAGUAGUGAAAGGUUCUUCGGACUUCUUCGGCCUGAACACAUACACGACGCAGCUUGUCAAGGAGGGUGGCGAGGACGAGAUACAAGGCAAGGUCCAGUACACCUUUGUCCGACCAGAUGGGUCCCAGCUUGGCACCCAAGCCCAGGUUCCAUGGCUGCAGACGUAUCCUCCGGGAUUUCGCUCACUUCUCAACUACGUGUGGAAGACCUAUCAAAUGCCGGUCUAUGUGACAGAGAACGGCUUCGCAGUGAAGGACGAGAACACCCUUCCCCUGGAUGAAGUCGUUCAUGACAAGGAUCGCAUCGAAUAUUACGACGGUUACGCAAAUGCAGUGUUGCAGGCGGUCACAGAGGACGGCGUCCAGGUGAAGUCCUACUUUGCGUGGAGUCUGCUUGACAACUUUGAAUGGGCGGACGGGUACGAAACGCGUUUCGGUGUCACGUAUGUGGAUUACUCCACACAGAAGCGGACACCUAAGGAUUCUGCACGGUUCCUCAAGAAGUGGUUCUCCGAGCAUAUCGCGGCUAGAUUCUGUACAGAGACCGAGUCUUGA